Papaver somniferum (opium poppy) is the source of this 4259-nucleotide messenger RNA. Its product is annotated as formin-like protein 3. Gene Ontology annotation, molecular function: actin filament binding. Gene Ontology annotation, biological process: actin cytoskeleton organization; actin nucleation. The transcript is spliced from 7 exons. Bases 816 to 3632 code for a protein of 938 amino acids. NCBI's taxonomy places the organism in Eukaryota, Viridiplantae, Streptophyta, Magnoliopsida, Ranunculales, Papaveraceae. The record is from RefSeq and is a predicted model, not a curated record.
UUUACCAACUCGGGCAUUUCCUUCCUUCUCUCAUCAACUCCAAAAAAAUCUAAAACAGUAGUAGUUAAAAACACAUGACAGACAGAAUUAACAAAGAAUAUAUAACUUCAAACCCUCACAUACAGAUACUUCUUUAACGGAACAAAUGUUGUUUGUUAGCUGACUUUUACUCAUAAUCUCAUACCUCAAGAUGAUUUAGUUCAUAUAUCAAAGGACAGGAUAGUAUGUGUUUUAUCAAAAUUAUUCAUAGCUAAUUUAUUCUCUUGCCGCGUAAGAAUUUUUUACAUUUUUUCUGCAGAAUAAUUAUUAAAUAAAACAUGAUACUUUUUAAAUAAAAGUCCCAAAAAGAAAAUUGUUUUUCUUUUUGGGCAGAGCUGGUUCUUCUUCACGACAAUCUUCGCAGAAAAACUAAUUCAGAUUUCGACAAAAGCCCUUUUACCAGGUCACGUAGCCGUCCCCCCAACCCUUCUGGAAUCCAUUAUCGGUCCUGUUUUACGGUUUUAAUUCUUUCUUAAUUAUUGUCAAGAAAAACAGACUUUUUGCUUAUAUUAAUUUAUCAUUCAUUAAAAUUAAUUUGGAAAAGAAUUUCUGAAUUUUGCCAAAACAUUCAAUCUGGGUUUAUGUUGGUAUUCUCAGAAGGGUUUUGAAGAGAUUCAUUGGAUUGUAAGGGGUUUGAAGAGAUAAUAAUUUUUGGUUGUUGAAUUGAAUUUCAUUUUGAGGGAAUUUUUAAGGUUGAUUAUUAGCUGAGAAAGAUUGAUUGAAUGACAACCGAAACUGUUAAUAAGGUUGAGUUAUUGAUGAGAUGAGAAGUUUUGAUGGAUAUAAGACGAGUAAGUUGUGUUCUUCUUGCUCUUUUAAUAUUGUAUUGCACUCUUGUCAAUGGAAGAGACAGAAAUAUGGAGAAAUUCUAUAUGGACCCUGCUGCUUAUAUGGAGAUUGACGAUACCAUGGUUGAGCACUUAUGGACUAAGUGCAGGUUCGAUUUAAUGCGGAUUAAAGAAAGUGUUGAAACGUUUGAUUUGUAUUUUCCGGAGGAAAUGUCCAUUACCUCCAAGGAUACCAACUCAGUUGCUUGGUCAGCAGCGAAAUUGAACCUGCGGAAAGCUAUCAGUGUCUUGCCUCUCCAAAUGAAGAAAACUCUUUUUCAUUGCUUAGAAUUGCAUAACAUUCCAUUUCGAGUUUCUGAAGAAGUGGGUAUCUCUAAGAACUUGUACUCCAAAAAUUCUGGUUCCCAGUUUGGGCGGCGUGUUACUUCACGGCGGUCUCUAGGUGUUAAGUUGUUUCAAGACCUAUCACCAGCUCCUUCGCCUUCGCCUUCUUCUGCCACAACCCUAGCUCCUGCUCCUGAUCAAGCAACAACCCUAGCUCCUGCUCCUAAUCAAGCAACAACAUUUCUGAAUGUCGAGGGACUUGAAGAUCCAGUACCAACUCCUUAUGCUUCUCCUGCUCGUGCACCUAUGCCCGUUCUUACUCCUGCUUUUGCAAAAUUUCUAGAUGUUAAGUUGGUUGAUGAAGGCAUACCAUCAACUAUUUCUCCUGCUCCUGCUGUUGCAGUUACACCAUCUAGUGAUGCUCCGAAACUAUCUCCUCGGGAAACAGCCGAUAGUCCUACAAAAUCCCCUGCCAAGGGUCCAGCAAAACCGUUUUUUCCACCAAACUUUGAUUCAGAUACUCAAUCGUCAAUUGCUGCAAGCCCACAAAUUACUUCAGAUCCUCCACCAAAGAAGCAAAGCAAGCAAAAAGAAGUUUCUUUAGGUGUUGGUUUAGCUGUUGCAGGGACCUUUGUUUUGGCUGCAUUGCUAUGUUUUUGUUUUUUUAUGUGUAGAAAGAAGACUGAUUCGAGAUAUCUACAGAAAGAUGAUAAGCCCCUUCUGAUCUUAAAUAAUAAUUCCUCUGGUGACUCUGCACAGAAGCCUGGUAUGAAAAACUCAGAUAACGUUGAUGAGGUUCAAGGCCUGCCAAUCCAAAAUCCAUCAGGAGUUUCCUUGGCAAGCAAUGAUUCUGCAGCAUUGCCACCUCCCCCUGGCAGGGCUGCUCCACCUCCUCCAGGACCUCCACCUCCUCCUGGACCACCCCCACCCCCACCACCUCGUGCUCGCCCACCACCACCUCCCAAAGUUGCAAUGCUUCCACCUCGUAAUAAACAAUCUAGUACAAAACAAAAAGGGAGUUUAGCUGCUGCAGGAAAUUCUGCUUCUGGUGAUGGACCCGAUGCAGAAGGUGAUGGUGAUGCCCCAAAAACUAAGCUGAAGCCAUUUUUCUGGGACAAACUUAUGGCAAACCCUGAUCAUUCGAUGGUUUGGCAUCAGAUAAAAUCUGGCUCGUUCCAGUGCGAUGAGGAGAUGAUUGAAAAUCUUUUUGGUUAUGCCGCUCCUGACAAAAACAAAACAGACAACAAAAAAGAGUGGACACCUCAAGAUCCUGCUUCUCAUUUCAUCAAGCUUAUUGAUCCCAAGAAGGCACAAAAUCUAUCAAUUCUUCUGCGGGCUCUGAAUCUAACAACUGAGGAAGUCGUUGAUGCACUUCAAGAAGGGACUGAGCUACCUUCUGAGCUCCUUCGAACUUUACUGAAGAUGGCACCGACUGCGGAUGAAGAGUUGAAGCUAAGACUAUAUAAUGGUGAACUUUCGACACUAGGUCCGGCGGAACGUUUCCUUAAAGUUUUGAUUGGCGUCCCUUUUGCUUUUAAACGUAUGGAUUCACUUCUUUUGAUGAACUCUCUUCAAGAAGAGUUGCCUGGUAUCAAAGAGUCAUUAGCAACUUUAGAGGUGGCUUGCAAGGAAGUUAGGAACAAUCGACUUUUCCUGAAACUCUUAGAGGCUGUUUUGAAAACCGGUAACCGCAUGAAUGUGGGUACAUACCGUGGUGGUGCACAGGCAUUCAAGCUUGACACUCUCUUGAAGUUAUCUGAUGUGAAAGGUGCAGAUGGCAAGACAACGCUUCUGCAUUUUGUUGUUCAAGAGAUAAUCAGGUCCGAAGGCCUACGGGCAGCCCGCAAUGCCAGAGAGAACCUGAGCGUUUGCAGUGUGAAAUCAGAGGACCUUGUUGAGGAUGCUCCCAAUGAAGCAGAAGAUGACUUCCGCAGUCUAGGUCUUCAGGUGGUUUCAGGCUUGAGUGGUGAGCUCGAAAACGUAAGAAAGGCAUCAGUGGUGGAUGGCGACGGUUUAAAAAGUACGGUGGCGAAACUGGGCCAAUCAUUGGUGAAGAGCAAAGAAUUUCUGAACAGAGAAAUGAAGGAUCUAGAGGAAGAUAGUGGAUUCCAUCGAACACUCAAAAGUUUCGUUGAGCGUGCUGAGGCUGAUAUAACAUGUUUACUCGAGGAAGAGAAGAGGAUAUCAGAUUUAGUGAAGAGCACAGGAGAUUAUUUCCAUGGGAAUGCAGCGAAGGAUGAGGCGUUGCAUUUGUUUGUUAUCGUUAGGGAUUUCCUUAUCAUUUUAGACAAGGUUUGCAAUGAAGUCAGACAAUCGAUUAAAACUCCUGCAACAACGUCAAAAAUUAAGGAGUCUCCAAGUGCUCCUCCUACAGAUCUCCACCCACCAGCUUCACCAGAUAUACGUCAGCGCCUUUUUCCUGCAAUCGUGGGACGGAGAAUGGAUGAUUCUAGUUCUGAUGAUGAGAGCCCAUCUCCUUAGCUCUCAAGGGAAGAGGUGGUACUGCAGUCUUGGUGAAAGUGCGGGGUUGCUCCAGAUAAUCUUUACAUGGAACAAUGACCAGCAAAAAACUCACUUCACUCUUUCACUUAAUAUAUAUUCUUUUGUAAUGGUAUUUGUAGUCGAUUGAAAAUCAAUUCAUUUGUAGUGAAAGCGUAAAGAGCGAGUGAUCUGAUCACAUCUAGUCUUUGUAAAAGUGUUAAGUGGGGAGUCCAAGUGUACAACCACCCAGAUAAAGAAAACUAACAUCUACACAAGUUCAGCUAUGAGUAACAACAUAGAAGGCCAGAGAUCAACAGCAUCAGUGUUUGGUAAUUACUUGAUUUGGUCUUUGUAAGAGCCGAGCUUGUGAAUGCAGUGAAGCUAUGAAUUGUAUCAUGUUAAACAGAGAUUGUUUAAAGUCUAGUUGCUCAAUUUUUCGUCUCUAGGGAUUUUAUGGUAGCGGCUAUUUGUAUAAACUCUUAAGGAAUUUGGCAAUGGCUUCUCUGAGAAAGUGAGAUAUGAGAUGCGUGUAUUUAAUGUAACCAAUAUGUGUUAAUUUCCUUUUUUUAGCCUGGUGAAAUUAUGAAUGUAAACAUUGCUUCUUUUCUUGUUAAUGUUUUUCAUGGA